Bubalus bubalis (water buffalo) is the source of this 2093-nucleotide messenger RNA. It is a transcript of the gene PLA2G5, whose product is annotated as phospholipase A2 group V. Bases 362 to 835 code for a protein of 157 amino acids. The record is from RefSeq and is a predicted model, not a curated record. Gene Ontology annotation, molecular function: phospholipid binding; calcium ion binding. Lineage: Eukaryota; Metazoa; Chordata; Mammalia; Artiodactyla; Bovidae. Gene Ontology annotation, biological process: phospholipid metabolic process; lipid catabolic process; negative regulation of T cell proliferation. The transcript has 5 exons.
GCUGGGGGCGGGAUCCUGGGAGCAGGGAGGCUGCUGCCCGUGGACUUGGAGAACCUGUCCCCUCGGUGCCCUGGCCGCUCCCCAGCCCCUACGUGUCCAUGCUUCCGUCAGGCUGUCUCCUCUCUCUGCAUUUCUCAUUACCGCAGCCUCUUCUCCACUUCACAAUUAUCUCUUGGCUUCGCUCAUUCUCCUCUGUGGUUGCUUGAUAAAAAUAGUCAACCCCACGUCCUCCUCCUGGAGCCUGGGCUUCACGGAUGGUCCACUUUUCCAGCCUUUGCCACUUUCACCGUGAAGCAUCUUUUGCGAGUGUUCAGACCCCUCUGUGUGGGGCCUGGUGCAGCUCCCUCAAUGCCAACAAGCCAUGUCCCAAGAUGUUCGAUGCGCAGCUAGGAUCUUGGCUUUCUUCAGAACCCUGGAGAUGAAGGGCCUCCUCAUGCUGGCUUGGUUCCUGGCUUGUAGUGUGCCUGCUGUCCCAGGGAGCUUGCUGGACCUGAAGUCGAUGAUUGAGAAGGUGACUGGAAAGCCCGCCCUGAAGUACUAUGGCUUCUACGGCUGUUACUGUGGCUGGGGGGGUCACGGCACCCCCAAGGAUGGGACUGAUUGGUGCUGUUGGAAGCAUGACCGCUGCUACGCCCAGAUGGAGACACAAGACUGCGACGUCUUGACACAGGCCUACAGAUACAGGGUUGCAUGGGGCUUCAUCAUCUGCGAACACGGGUCCCGCUGCCAGCAGCAGCUCUGCGCCUGCGAUCAGAAAUUCGUCUACUGCCUGGAAAGAAACAUGAGGAGCUACAACCCUCUUUAUCAAUACUUUCCCAACUUCCUCUGCACCUAGUCGCCCUCAGAGAGCUCCUCCUGGGCCAGGAAGCUUGCUCUCCUCACUACAGCAUGGAGCUCACCUGCUCUGUUGGGCUUCCCAGGGAGGUUCCAGGUCUGGAGUCUCAAUGGUCCCACUGGGCUUGGAGGACCCCCACACCCACACUUCAGCCACCAGAGAGUCCCAGGAGAGUGACUCAUGUCACUGGAUCAAGAAGGCCAGGGCCUUCUUGCAAGAAUGCCUGCUCUGGUGCUGAAAGCUCACCCCUGACUCCAGGCCAGCAGUCUGCCUCCUCAUCCCUGAAGAUCAGUCUUAUUUCCCCAGGAGGGUGGCUUUCCUGGGAUGUGUUAACUUUUCAGUUCCGCAGUCACUGCGGAAUUUUUACUCAAGUAGAAUCAAAAGUGAUUCCCAUAAUUCUGCUACAGGGAUAUUAAAUAAAAUUCCUUUUCAAGACUAACAAUAACCACAGAUAUUUCCCCCGCCGUGGGGGAUUGCCUGCAUAUCUUUCUUGGCUGUUGGGGGCAAUAGACUCAGCGUUAACCAUGCUCUCCCGGAGGAUAAAAGUGCAGAUUAGUGACUAGAAGGCUUCCUGGGAUGGGAAGGAUUGGGAUGAGUGCCAAACCUUCUCUGGGGCUCAUAUUAAACCUCGGGGAUCCUCUCGAGCCAAGCACUGGACCUCAUUCUUCCUCUGGAGGGUGGGGAGAAGAUGACCGACAACCGUGCCAUGGUGGGCUUCCAGCCAGAGAGCGCCUCAUUUGAAUACCAGCUUGGCUUCUCCAGCUGUGUGGUUUCAGGCUCAUUACUCAACCUCUCUGAUUUCUGGUCUUUUUUUUAAAAGAAAUUAUAAUGUUUCUUAUGUUGUAAAUUGGGAACCCCAAAGCUAUCUUGAUGCACCUGGGAAUGCUGAGGUUCUGGGAUUUCCCAGAGCAAGACAUUAAAAAAUUAAGAGUUUUUUUUUUUUAAUUUAUUGUGGGUUUGACCUUUGUUGGCAAAGUGAUGUCUCUGCUUUUUAAUACGCUGUCUAGGUUAGUCAUAGCUUUGGCAACUAGACACCGGAUUCUAGUCUGACUUUGCAUAUAUCCUGGGUGCCCUUGGGCAGGCCUCUUGACCUUCCUGAUCUCAGCUUUCCAAGUGCAGGUCUGAGAGAUCAUUUUAAUCAUAGCCGCACUCCGUUGGUGGGUGGUGACAUGCGUUUAGAGGGUUGCAUCUGGCUUGUGCAUGUGUGUGUGUGUGUGCACGCUUGUGUCAAUAAAGCAUAAGUCAUAAAGUGCUGCGU